Microthlaspi erraticum is the source of this 1455-nucleotide messenger RNA. Lineage: Eukaryota; Viridiplantae; Streptophyta; Magnoliopsida; Brassicales; Brassicaceae. The record is from the annotation of a GenBank genome assembly.
AUGUAUUUCGGCGACGGCGGUUCCUUCGCCGUCGUCCCAACUGUGUACAAGAGAGAAGACUACAAGCGGACCAAACACGACGCCGUUUUCUCCAAGUGGAAGGUCCUCAUAGGAUCCAACGAUUGGGAGGAUUUCAAAAACGGCAAAGACGGUGUAUGCAGAUACAGAGUCCAGAACUUACCCCGCAAAUCAUGUCCAGGUCUGUACGAGCUCGGUGUAGCAGUCGUCGGCCACGACCAAGCCCGAAAGCUCGACUCGGAAGAUGUUCUCGCUGCAUAUCUAGGACAAGCGGAGAGCGUUAGAUCUAGACUCCAGCGUUACGGAAGAUCCGGUGCUCAUUUGCGCAACGUAAACGACUGUGAAACCACUGAAUCUCCUGACAAGAAGGCUGGUUUGUUCGAAGACAUAUUCGCUAAAGACGGCUCGGUUGUGUUCAGAUGGGCUCCGAUGGGGUCUAAGAGGGAAGCUGAGGCAACAGAAGGGAUGCUUUUGAGCACGUUUGACUAUGCGUGGAACAAAGGAAGUAAUGGGGAGAGACGGCAGCUUGAUUUGGUGAAGAAGCUCGGUGAUGGAGGGUUUAUGAGCAAGAGGAAGUCAGGGAUAUUCAAAGAGCUUUUCCCUUUUCUUCGGAACAAUGUUGGUAUUAGAAUCAAAGGAGAGAAGCAUGUGCUUAAAGAAGAGAGAAAGGAUGAUGUUUAUGAAGAGAAGAAGAAGAAGAAGAGUAAUAGUAAUUUCUUCACUUCAGUACUCAAACUCAGCCGGUCUAGACCUCAACCGGUUUCAGACAGAUUUGAGGAGGAGCAUGAUGAUGGUGGCUCCGGUUCUGAUUCGGUUUGUGGAGUCCUAUUGGAAAAUGGUGGUUGUUGCAGUAAGAGUCCUGUGAAAGGAAGAAAGAGAUGCGUUGAGCAUAAAGGGCAGAGAGUUUGCCGUGUUUCGCCGGAAAAAUACAGACCGCCACAGCAGCCGGAGAUUUUCACCGGAGAAGAUCACAAUCAUGAAGAAGACUCUGAUGUCGUGUGUGGAGUGAUCUUACCUGACAUGGAAACUUGUGGUAAGAGACCUGUUUCAGGAAGGAAAAGAUGUGAGGAUCACAAAGGCAUGAGGAUUAAUGCUUUCCUCUUUCUUCUUAACAAGACAGAUCGUAAGAAAACCGUUAAAGACGAGAAAUCUGAUACCGACGACACAAAGGAAGAAGAAGGUUUGACUCGCUUCUGUGAAGCGACGACAAAGAAUGGCUUAUCUUGCACAAGAAGUUCACCUAAAGGAAGCAAAAGGUGUUGGCAACAUAAGGAGAAAACUUCCGAGGAUAGCUCGCCGGGAAAUGUUUCACCGGUGGCCGGGAAACAAGUAACGUGCGGUGUUAAAGUGUGUAAUGGAUCGAUCUGUGAGAGAUCUCCUGUUAAAGGACGUAAAAGAUGUGAAGAGCACAAGGGAAUGAGAAUCAGCCCUUCAUGA